Molecule: messenger RNA, 1020 nt
Organism: Daphnia pulex (common water flea)
Lineage: Eukaryota; Metazoa; Arthropoda; Branchiopoda; Diplostraca; Daphniidae
Exons: 2
Coding region: 112-921 (269 amino acids)
Source: RefSeq, a predicted model, not a curated record
CAGUACUCGCUCUGUAGCCUAUGGAAGUUGAAGAAGACCAGCCAGCUGCUGUGAUUUCAUAUCUUUGUUUAACCUCAGCGAAAAGCAACGAAAACUAUUAAUUUUAAAGAUAUGGCUUUUAAAAACCUCGUCGGCGCUAUCUUAGCGGCUGUCUUUUUAUUUCUCUGCUGUGGUGCCUUCCUCUUCGGUUUGGUGGCAGGUCAAGACGCCGAACUUGGAGAGCAACAGGCGUCCGCUCAGUAUUAUCGUCCUUAUUACAACUACAAUCGACGUCCAGCCUAUCCGGUAAGACGUCCUACGUACAAUAACUACCAUUACCAGCGUUCUCAGAGGCCAGCAGCAGCUCCUUCCAACACAAACUACCGGCCAGCACCAGCACCGACCACUGCUAUCAGUGGAUCAUGCGGCUCAUCCAACAGCUACCAGCAAUACGGAAUUUGCUGGGCCGCAGACAGCCAGCGCUUGCAAAUCAGUCCCAGUUUGACAAUUGAGAAUUUCGUCAGGUUUUUCAAGAAGAAUUUGUAUGUUGGUUUUUUCGAUUCGCCUAGCUAUCGGCAACAAAUAUGCGAACAGAGUCGACGCUUCAACAGUGUGGGGGUAAUGUGCGUCACCCCUCCCAGCAAUUUCGAAGAAGACGACGAUGAUUGUGUUUAUCGGAGAGCGGGCGGUGUAACUUCGUUUGCUUCUAAAAAAUGCAUCACUGGCGAAGUCUGUAUUUGCACAGUGGGCGACCCAUACGAAUCAAUUGACGAUAAUACUAAAGCUCCCAAUGACCCUUUUGACGCUAUUCUGUCUGGAACCUCGUCUGGAACCUCGUCUGGAACUUACGCUGGAACUGGAAACUGGCCGGCAUGGACGGCUGCGUUGAAUCAAGAUAUUCAAAACACGUUAGCAGCUAGCGGUAUCUACUGGCGACCAUAAUCUAUAAUAACUUAUUCCAUUUUUAACUCUAACCAUUAUGGUAACUCAUUUUCAACAAGAAGUUAAUACAAAUAAAUUCGCAAGUUUACUUGUGUCACA